UGCCGCGGCCAGCGCCACCAGGGCGUGUGCCUCGAGGCGUCCCCGCUGCGGAGCCGCAGCCUCGAGGAGGCCGCGCGGGAGGAGGAGGAGGCGGGCGGGCGCGCGCAGGUCUGGCUGGCGCUGGAGCACGUGCAGGACCCCAUGAACCUGGGCGCCCUGCUGCGCUCCGCGUACUUCCUCGGCGUGGACAGGGUGGUGAGCAGCCGCAGGAACAGCUGCCCCUUGACUCCAACAGUGAGCAAAGCCAGCUCCGGAGCUAUGGAAGUCUUCGACGUCUACAGCACGGAUAAUUUCCAGGGUUUUUUGAAGGCUAAAGCUGYAGAAGGCUGGGAAGUCGUGGGAACAGUCAGCAGCACUGAGGCCCCAGAAGAUGUUCCUGUCAUUAAUUGCUUGGAAUUUCAGUGGAGUAAACCCCUUAUUUUAGUAAUAGGCAAUGAAGGUGAUGGACUUACCCUAGAGACACAGCGUUUGUGCCAUCGGAUGCUCAUCGUGCCACCUGGCAGAGCCCUUUGCCCAGGGAUUGAAUCACUCAACGUCUCUGUUGCUACCGGUAUUCUCCUGCACUCCAUCUGCAGCCAGAAACUGAAGCGUGGUGAUUGAUGUUACCAUGGCAGGCGGUGGAAUCCAUCCAGCCCAGCCCUUCUGACCAAGGAAGCUGCUCAGGACAGGGAAGUUCAGCUUCCAGGGUCCUCUCCAAUGCUGCACGGUGUAAGGGAGACCCCCCGAGCUGAGCGUCCUGGCUGACGAGCUGCACUGCUGGAGUCCGACUGUCUGCACACCGCUAGGUACCAGCCCCGGAGGAGGGUUGUGAGGAAGUGAGGCAGAGCGGGGCUUUGGGAGCAGCAGCCGAGUCCUCCCGACUGCACUGAAAUGUCCAGCCAUGGCUGCACACCCGGCCUGUGUCACACGAGGGGCUCUGCACGUGGCCCGGGCUGCAGAGAGGGUUUGGGUGGUAGCUGGAGGUGGGUGUUGAGCGCUGCCUCCCACACCUGCCCCGGGCUGAGCCCUCUGCCCUGCAGCCGGGGCUCCGGUUCCGCGUGUUGCUGCUGCUGGCAUUGGGGACUCUCAGCAGCAUCUCCUUGCGGCGAGCUGGCUCCGCUGUUACGUGUCACUGCUCAAGUGUCCGGAAGCACCCCGUGUUGUAUUUGGUUGUAAAAUAGGUGUGCA
Messenger RNA from Nothoprocta perdicaria, 1167 nucleotides. RefSeq names its product mitochondrial rRNA methyltransferase 1 (gene MRM1). The transcript has 5 exons. The annotation marks the transcript as partial. Lineage: Eukaryota; Metazoa; Chordata; Aves; Tinamiformes; Tinamidae. Gene Ontology annotation, molecular function: RNA binding; RNA methyltransferase activity. Gene Ontology annotation, cellular component: mitochondrion. Gene Ontology annotation, biological process: rRNA methylation. The record is from RefSeq and is a predicted model, not a curated record.